UCGGCAGGAAGCCUGUAUCGCAGCAGAUCCUAGUAUUGGAUUACAGAAAAACAGCAGAAUCCAUAAAGGAUCGAUGAAGCUACGAGAUCAACUGAACUGGGGUACCGACAACUUGACUAAGAAACAGAGACGGAGUCAGCUUGAGCAAGUCAUGGGCGAACAUCUAGAGCACGCUCGUGUUCAAGUAUCUCGCGAACCAGUCAGAUAUCUUGAAAAAAGCACAAGCGCUGAAGAUUUCGACAAAGCAUCCGUCCCUCCUUUGGUUGAGCAAAUGGCGAAGGCUAUGAAGCUGUCACCGGCACCACUGAGAAGGAAUUCAACACCUCAACAGGAGUAUGUGCGAAGACUAUCGACUUUUCAGGAAGAUGAUCAGGUCGUCGAGGCUUUGGAUGGCUUGAUUAGUAUAGGGCAGCAGAUACAGGACUGUAUAACUGUGCUGAAUUACAUGACAAUUUGUUACGGGGCCGUGGGGGUGAGUGUGGAGCUUUUCUCAAAGAUCGAUCGAAUGCUCCGCGCCUUCAGUCAGUACUGGCAAAAAACGAACUGGCGGGAUUUGUUUGACAACCCGGAAUGUUACGUACAGGGGUUAUCAAGUACUAUUUAUAGUGUUGCUGCUGCGAUAGCGCGCUUAGAAAUAUUAUUUAAGUACGAAAUCGAAUGCUGUAGUAAAAUAGAUCCCAGUGUGCCUUUUCCUAAACCUAGUUACGCUUUACAGUUUAUUUUAAGCGAAAAUGGCACACAGGGGCCAGGUGCCGAUCGACACAGUGAAUAUUUGAACGAAUCAGGUACCUUAGAAGCUAGUAAGACGUCGCUAUACACGGAUGAGGAGCUACCACAUCUAGAAUAUAGUCUGGGGAAAUGUUUUAGAGCACUUACCGAAGCACAUUGUAAGCUUAAAAACACGACGAAAGGAAAUAUAUUGGCGACACCAGAAUUAUUUCAUAUGACAAGGGUGUGA
Sphaeroforma arctica JP610 is the source of this 958-nucleotide messenger RNA. RefSeq lists its product as hypothetical. The coding region runs from base 74 to 958 and encodes 294 amino acids. The record is from RefSeq and is a predicted model, not a curated record. Lineage: Eukaryota; Ichthyosporea; Ichthyophonida. The transcript has a single exon.